ACUGCAAGUACUACUGCAUUAUAAAUAGCAGACACUAGCUUGAACAAGUUGGGGAGGCAGUCAACAGUAGUCAGGUGCUUUCCUCGUCAGCGAUGGAGGCACAGACGUUCAUGUUGUGGUUUCAGUUGGACCGGGAGAGACUUGCAGAUCACGAGAACGAGAUAUUAUCUCGAGUCAAGACGCUGCCAGGGUUGUUUUGGACAGGGACGUGGACGACAGCGGCGGAGAAACAUCUCGACGCCGGUGGCGUCCUGUACACAAUCAUCAACAGCGAUGGAAGCCACGCCGUGAUGAGGCUGUUUCCAUCCGGGCUCCUCACACUCGAUCUGCAAAGACUCUCAGCAACACAGCUUCCAGACAGGCCGUACAGUUCGGCUAUAAAGCUACGGUUGGAGCGGAUGAAAAAGCAUCUUGGCAAAUAUUGUCUGUUGGCCAAAACCAUGCCCGUCCCUGUGCACAGAAGCUGCGAACCGCCAUGGCCGUACAUGAUAACGGGGGACGAGAGAAUCAUUGAAAGAGAUUUCACAGAACUGGUGUUUGAAACUAACUCCCGUUGGCAAAACAUAAAAAUCUUCAAGUCAAAACAAUGCGGGAACGUGCUGUACCUGGACGAUGACGUCAUGAUAGGCGAGAGCGACUUGGUGUACACAGAGACAGUGCUCGGCCUGGACAGAAACGACUUCACCGGUAAGACGGUCCUCAUCCUGGGGGGCGGGGACGGGGGCCUGCUGCACGAGCUCGUCACGAGGACCAGACCAGCCUUCGUCACCAUGGUAGAGAUUGACGAAGAAGUUAUGAAAGCAUGCAGGACGCACAUGCGCAGUAUAUGCGGAAGUGCAUUGGACCAAUACGAAGGAGAGAAUUACAAGAUCGAGAUAGAUGACUGUAUCAAUUACAUGAAACGUGCUACCGAAAGGAAUGCUACGUUUGACUACGUGGUAAACGAUCUCACCGAAUUCAGCGUCGACAAGGAAAACUACGGGUUUGACUACGAUUUCGCCACCUCCAGUGUGAAUCUGGAGUUGAGCAUCAGAGUUCUCUCCCCUGAAGGGAAGUAUUUGGCACGGGGAAACACGACCAGCUGCGCAACCUACGUGGCUGAAACCAAGAAAAAUCUUCAACGACUGGGCAUGGUGUUCGACGUAUUUACAAAAUAUGUCCCAUCAUUUCAAGAAAUCUAUUGUUUCUUUGAAGCGUGGAAAGAGAAGGCUCCAUCUUAGACGGCGCCGAGAAGGUUGUGUUAGUUUGUUCCACAGAAUAAUGAAAAAGAACGUCCCCUGUAAUACCUCAUACAACGAAAUCUGCAAAAUCCCCGCACCAUUCAUGGCGCUGUUGGGAGCUUGCGCAAAACGCGUUAACCCUUCCGGUCAUCCCAGCCCUGACUGCUGCGCAUCGAUCUAUGCGCAGCUGUCAUUCCAGGGCAAACCGGAAGAGCAUAAUCGGAAUCAUUCCAUUCAGAACCAUUCGAGUUAUAUUCGUUUAAUGUGUUUGUCGUUGGGUGAGUACUUCCGUCAAUUAACGCAAAGGGCGAAUAGUGAUGAAUAAAUGUUAUUCUUGUGAUGUACAGACAAGACAAAUGGAGAACCUGAAUGUCUUUUGAUAUCACGGAGUCGAUAAAGGUUUAAAACUCCGAGGAUUGAUAAACUGGAUCAGUGUUGAUAUCAGUUGAUAUUCGGGUUGGAUUGUAUUUAUCAUCCAAAAUCAUACGUCCAUCUUUUUCAGUUUGUAAACAGUGAUAACCAGUGUUUGAGUUAAUUGGUACAGCUAACCGGCUUCAGUGGCAGAAAAAUCAGAGAUGUCAUUUGAAUAUGACGCCACAAUGGUCUGCAAUGCAUUGUGAUGCAACUUCAUUGUAGCAGUAUCUCACCAAAGCAAUAUCUCUUGUGGUCGCCAGUUUAUGGAUGAUAGAUGAUUCGAAGAAUAAUUUCGUACUGUGAAUAACAAGUUUAUAAUUUUAUUGGCAUUCUUUGGGUUGGUAUUUUUUCUAGUUUAUUUCUAGACCUUUGGUCGAUAUAACGCCUUCGUAUACCCCUCGUGUUAUUUCGGUUAUAUACUUCCAUUGUGAAGUUGAUUACAGCGUUUAUACCUUGAUGUAUUAAAGGAUUAUACUUUAAAAAUUAAAUUUGAUAUGUUCUACCGUGGCGUUGAAUAAUACCAGAUUCCAGUUGGUCAAAUGCCAAAUAUGUCGACCACACCACCUUUCAUGAAUAUUCGCUUGACACAUAUCUGUAUAUUUCAGCAUGCACAGCAUAAAACAUUAUGCACGGAGUACAUAAAAUUAAACAUUGGGUCAAGUAAUACUUAUUCAGGUAAAUGAAAUACCUUUCUCGCAGACGGGCACCUGCCAGUGUCUCUUGCUUCCCUUUAUCAUAGCGGCAUUGUCAAGUGCACUAAUACAGAGUGUAUACAAUUUUUUUCAAUAUAAGCAGUGACACUAAUAUAAUAUUUGCAACUUUCUUCUGCGCACUCGUUUCAAAAUUCUGUUUUUCGCCGUCACAUCAACAGGUGACAAAGGCCAACAUUAAACGGCGGCACUCGACGACUUUUCUAGUGCCCUAAUGUCCAAUGGGAGCUGCCCCUAACGUUCAUUCUCCAGAUACAGAAUGAGGAAUCUAAUCGGUGAAAAUAAUAUAUUUUUAAUGAGAGCUUCCACUUUAAACAUCAUCAUUCCUUUGUUGAAUUGUGGUGCUUUAACAACCUUUAGUUGUUGAAUUUCUGUUUUCACCAUCUCUUUGGUGAUUUGAAAUAUAGUGGUGACUUGUCAUAUUUUACCGUUUGGACGAUGGCUGCUUCGUCUAGUGUUAUCGACGCCCAUAUUGCCUACUGUGAUAUAACUUAUAUAUAUCACGUUUUGUCUACCUUUUCUAUAUUUCCUUAUUAUUGGUUAUGAACAAUAAACAGUUUUCACGUUAAA
Molecule: messenger RNA, 2914 nt
Organism: Haliotis rufescens (red abalone)
Lineage: Eukaryota; Metazoa; Mollusca; Gastropoda; Lepetellida; Haliotidae
Product: spermine synthase-like
Exons: 11
Coding region: 93-1220 (375 amino acids)
Biological process (GO): spermine biosynthetic process
Molecular function (GO): spermine synthase activity
Source: RefSeq, a predicted model, not a curated record